Molecule: messenger RNA, 2823 nt
Organism: Capronia epimyces CBS 606.96
Lineage: Eukaryota; Fungi; Ascomycota; Eurotiomycetes; Chaetothyriales; Herpotrichiellaceae
Exons: 1
Coding region: 1-2823 (940 amino acids)
Biological process (GO): protein folding in endoplasmic reticulum
Cellular component (GO): cytoplasm; membrane
Source: RefSeq, a predicted model, not a curated record
AUGGCGGUUGCAAGACCAGCGUUCAGAGCGUCGUUCGCGGCACAGGCUCUCCUGGUCUUACACAUGGUCGCCCUCCUCGUAGCGGCCACUUCGAUUACAGCAACGACAUCCCCGACACCUCUUACCUGUCCUUUCCGUACAAUUAACUAUAUCACUCACAGUCUUCCUCAGCAAUGCUUGACGUCCACCCGCAGGACCAACCACACAUCAACUGCUUCGGAAGCCACCAGUCUCACUACCGCAGACUUGCCCUCAUCUACUCAUGCUGCGAUUGAACGUACUGCUAGCAGUCUGGCCAUUUCUCCCACUCCUAUAGCAUCAACCCCAUUGGACUCCAUCUCUUUUCCGAGACAGAAUGCGACUUUGACUGCGACUGCGACCACUGAAUCUGCACAACCGGUCUCGAGUUCUCUCUCGCUUCGAUCGCCCACAACCUCGGCAGCCGACGCAACGGAUGAUGAGUCGCCUCUCGAGGAUGGAAAGUUCUUGUCUUUUGAAGACUGGAAGCGGGAGAACUUGAAAAAGGCUGGACAAUCGGAACAUGUGGGCAGGGGCCAUGGCAUCGAUCGAGAGACCAGGAAACGGCCUAGUAUUGUGCAGGAUUCACUUGAUGCUCUUGGAGACGAUGCAGAAAUCGACCUGGACUUUUCUGGCUUUGUGUCCGACGGUCUGGAAUCCGUUGUUCAAGGUCAACCGCGGGGUAGCCAGAAGAUCGAAGACAGCCCCAGCAGCAUCAAACCAGGCCAUGCACCUAGAGCCGGCAUAAGAAACAAGGACGCCGGGACAACGUGCAAGGAGCGAUUCAACUAUGCUUCUUUCGACUGUGCAGCCAGCGUUCUGAAAACGAAUCCUGAAGCAAAAAGCCCGUCGGCCGUACUUGGAAAGAACAAGGAUUCCUACAUGCUGAAUGAAUGUUCCGCGCAAAACAAAUUUCUGAUCCUGGAAUUGUGUGAUGACAUCUCGAUAGACACCAUCGUCCUGGCUAAUUUCGAGUUCUUCAGCUCGACCUUUCGCACCUUCCGGGUCAGUGUGUCGGAUAAAUACCCUGUCAAAGUCGACAAGUGGAAGACCUUGGGGACGUUUGAGGCUCGCAAUUCUCGCGAUGUUCAGGCCUUUCUGGUCGAGAAUCCUGUGAUCUGGGCACGGUAUCUGCGUAUUGAAUUCCUGACACACUACGGCAAUGAAUACUACUGUCCAGUGAGCCUGGUUCGGGUGCAUGGAACAACCAUGCUGGAAGAUUAUAAACAUGACUUGCAGUCGCUGCAGGUGGAAGAUGACGAGACCGAGUCUCAGGAAGGCGACCAAUCCUCUGCUAUGGAUGAGCUGAUACCCGAGGCAGUGGCCGAACCGCUGUUGAAGAAUACAGAGGCGGUCGAAUCUGAGAUCCAUGCUCAGACUGUCGAAGUGGCCGACCUAGCUCCAAGUGACCCACCCCCAACACCAUCUGGAUCUGCAAGUACUGCUCGUGCUCAAACAACUCUGACCGUUGUGAGUCCCAUGCCGACUUCUCCAGCGAACAUCUCGGCCAUAUUCAGUGGUCUGACUCUGCAUGAUGCGGCAUUUGGGGUGUGCAAACCCGGCGAUAAUACCACGGGUAUCAAACCUGAAGUGUCACCACCAGUAUCCAACAAACAUAGCCAAAGCGUGGAAUCGGUGGCAGGAGCAUCUAGCCCCUCGGUUACCAACACCACUGGCACCAUCGCAGUCACAACCCCAGAAUAUUCUGUGACCGAUCCGGCCACAUCUUCCAGCGACUCGCAAAGUCCAGGGCCAAAGCCUGAUGUCUCGGACAACUCGACCGUCACCAGAGACUCGUCAUCUACAGCAAACAGCAACAACACCAAAAUAGCUACCUCUACGAUGCAAUCUGUGCCUCCUGCUCCGACCAUGCAAGAGUCAUUCUUCAAAUCUGUGCAGAAGCGUCUGCAAAUGCUUGAAGCCAACUCGUCCCUUUCACUGCAGUACAUAGAAGAGCAAUCUCGUGCACUUCGAGACGCGUUCCACCGAGUCGAGCAAAGGCAGCUGGCCAAGACCAGCUCGUUCCUGGAAUAUCUCAACGGCACUGUGCUGAACGAACUUCGGGACUUCCGGCAGCAAUAUGACCAGCUCUGGCAAUCAACGGUGAUCGAACUUGAGUUGCAACGAGAACGAUACCAGCAGGAGAAUCUUGCCAUCAAUGCUCGGCUUGGGAUUCUCGCAGAUGAAGUCAUCUUUCAAAAACGCAUGUCUGUCCUGCAGAUGAUUUUGAUCCUGAUCUGCUUGGGACUCGUCAUUUUCUCUCGGGGGUCUCUGAAUAGUUAUUUAGAAUUGCCGCUGGUGCAGAGUGUUUUGGCGAGAUCUCCCAGCUCUCGAUGGUUGAACCUUCCCAACCUGGACACGCCCUCUAACAGUCCGGCGGUCAGCAGGUCUCAGUCUACCAGAAGCGCACGUAUACACCCCGGAAUUUUGAAAGGUCAUCAGCGCUCAGCCUCGGAUGAAUCGGCGGCGGAUACACUUAGCCCCUCUGACAUCUUCUCGCCUCCAACACCCGUCAGCCUCGGAAACACCUCCGACGAGGGUGAGUUUGGAGAAGUCGGCACCAGGCUCGGCGACCCUCAGUUCGACCCAAGCUUGAUCAAACGACCCGGGACCAGUCCGCCGAUUCUACCAGGGACAGAAAGCCCCUCGGGUUCAGAGACGAACGGCGACCAUGGAGCGGACAUGAUUGACUCGGUGCUGCUAAGCUCAUCACCCGGUCGGCCGGAGAGCAGAACUCCCAGGCUGAUUAUCCAUGACGCUAGUCCGCCUUCCAAACGCCUGACCUGGCAGCUUCCAGAAACUUGA